Molecule: messenger RNA, 1225 nt
Organism: Maniola jurtina (meadow brown)
Lineage: Eukaryota; Metazoa; Arthropoda; Insecta; Lepidoptera; Nymphalidae
Product: cytochrome b5-like
Exons: 2
Coding region: 537-920 (127 amino acids)
Cellular component (GO): membrane; intracellular membrane-bounded organelle
Molecular function (GO): heme binding
Source: RefSeq, a predicted model, not a curated record
CGCAGCAAUCAUGGACAACACGUGUUUAGAUCAUUAAUUACCACCAGAAGGACAUUCGCUGGAACAUUAGUCAGAGGUCGCGAUUUCCCGCGUCAGCAGAGUACGUACCAUAUGCUAAUGCCGAGUGGCGCUGGACGGCGGCGACCACUCACCACUCAGCAGUACAGCGCUGGCGCGGCGGGCGAGCGCACACUUGUCACUUCAACCAAACUUUGUAAUAAUCGCGAUAUUUCGUCGAGUCGAUAAUUCCACCGCUGCGCUGGCCGCAUUACACCAUUUAAGUGAAAGGGCAAUAUGAAGACUACCGAUUGCCGAUAGCAAGAUAUUUCAACAAAACAAGUGUGGGGGCCUGGCGGGGCCGUCGUCGCAGCCCGACACGCUCGAGGCAGCGGGCGCCGGAGCUCCGCCGGAGAGUGCAGAAUAGAAUCGUCGAGGCGGCUACAGCUGCCACAAAAGAAAGCCUAAAGGCAACGAACUACAGGUCGCCUACUCGAGGAGCAGCCGUAGAGUAAACGGCGAGGCUGCCGAGGCGCACGAUGUCGCUGCGGUUCACGCGCGCGGAGGUGGCGCGCCGCGACCGGCGCGACGACGCGGCCGUCAUCAUCGACAACGCGGUGUACGACGUGACGCGCUUCCUCGACGACCACCCCGGCGGCGCCGACAUCCUGCUGGACAACGCGGGCCGCGACGCCUCGCGCUGCUUCCACGACGUCGGCCACAGCGAGGACGCCAAGCUGUGGCGCGAGCAGUUCCGCGUGGGCGAGGUGGUGGCGGAGGAGCGGCGCGCGGAGCUGGCGCCGCCCGCCGCCGCGCCGGAGCCCGAGCGCGCGCCGGCGCUGCGCGGGCUGCUGGACGCGCUGGCGCCGCCGCUGCUGCUGGCCAGCCUCGCCGUGGCGGUGUACGCCUACCUCUUCUCGUAGCAUCGCUCGAGGGGGAGAUGUGAGGUCGUGGUGUGCGGUGCGGAGUACGGCUGACCGACGGCGAUCAGACUCGGACACUAAUAUAUUGUCCUUAUGUGUGUCCCGGACCCCAGUUAUCUGUUAUGGAGAGUAACUAGAGCCUCGAGUUGUUAGGUAGUUUGUAGUUAUCCACGCUUGGAAAAAUAAUAUACCUACAAGUAAAUAAUAUUUAUAUUUUGUAAAAUGUAAAUAUUUUGAUAAAAACCGGCCAAGUGCGAGUCAGACUCGCGCACUGAGGGUUCCGUACUCGGGUAAUUUUUCCAACA